UGGUGUAUCCUAAGCUAACAAACAUCAGUUGGAGAGACAUGGGACUGUGUGGUCACCGAGGGGGAAAUAAAACGCUUCUCAGCGGAUUCAAAUCAACAAAAACCAUCACUUAGCGCUGAAAAUAAUCGAUGGAGCCUCUAAGAUUUAUAAAACGUAUUUUUUUUCUGUCAAGUGAGUAUUUGGGGGGAGAAAAGUUCAAUGACAGCAGAAGUUUUCGGUGGUUUUUUCAUACUUAGAGGAGCGUCACAUCUUCGCUUAGCGCAACAGGUGGUGUGGAUGGAAGUGUUAGUUGCCGUAGCGUCGACAGAAACAGGUGCACGUCUGGCUGUAAUGUUGUGACCAUAUGGCGAGCUCCACCACACAGCUGGCCAAAUGGGGUGCCGGUGCUGCCGGAUGAUAAAGAGCUACAUCUAUGACCCGUCUGUUCCCACUGACGGCAGGAAGGGCGACACUACCAGCAGCUCGUUCUACCAGCCGGAAAGCCGCCACAACAAGCAGAAGCAGGGCGUCCCAAACAUGGGCUACAGCAAGUCCCAUGACAGCACCCUCAAACUUGAGUCGGACAAUAACCACAUCAAUCACAGGCUACACGCUGCUCCUGCAGACGCCAAGGAGCUCCAACAGGGGACUGCGCCCCCUACUGCUGGGGGCCUGUAUAUCAUCCACCCAGAAGCAAUGGGACCACGAUGGGUCAUGCAGGAAAAAGGUCCAAGCCAGGUGCCAGUGUACCCAAACAUACACGAGUACGAGAAUCAGCCAAGUAGGAUGAAGAGCAACAGAAAAGGUGCAGACCAACCGAAGAAGAACAGGCGGGACAACUCCGCCCUUGAGUGCGUGACAGGCUGCGAAAGCCUAACGGCUGACGAGACAGACGAAGGCGUGGGAGGUACACCGGAAUACCCAUGCGACACGGGGGACGAAGGGAGCGUCCUGUCGGUGGACAUCCACACCAGUACAACCAGCCUGUCCUCGGCCGAUACCAAGGACGACCACAGACUGCCAAAAACGCCGGAUGCUUCCACCGUUGAGAGCGGCAUCUCGAUGAUGAAGAGCGAGGAUGAGGAGGAGGUACAGAGCGUAACGGACUCCAUGGUGGCGGAGGCUCUCGCUGCCCUGGAGGCAGCCACCGCCGGGGAGGACUCCGAGUGACAAGCGGGAGCACUUGAACACAGCAUGUCUUCAGAAGAAAACCAAUGAUGAGAAAUCAAACGAGUGACAAAAACUCAGUUUACAAAAAAGUUUUAUUUUAGACUCUAUUUUUUAUUGUGCACAGACAGAGGACAUGGCUGAAAGAAACAUUUUGAAUGCUGCGACGUUGGCGUAAAUGCAUAAAUGAAGAUACAGACUGUGAACAUUUCCUGCAGGUAGAGUUAAGAAAAAACACUCCAUGCUCAUUGUAAAGGCACAAACAUAUUUUUUUUAAUCGCAUCCUUCGAAACUUGUGCAAUGAAUCACGAGUUGCAAUAUCUGUGUCAACCAUGGGGGCAGUAUAGAGGCAGAACAAGGACAAAUAAGAGGGGGGGGAUGUCAUCAGGUGGUUGCGCAACAUGUCAAACCAGAAACAUGAUUCAGCUCAAAUCUGCCCCCUGGUGGAUAAAUCUUGAUGAAUAUAUGAACAAUAACAAUUAUAUUUCUUUGUUUUUGUUAUUUUUUUUAGUUACAUCUGAGGUAAGUUUGUGCCUUCAGGCUGUUUAUUCGCCGCUUUGCCACAUCAUUAUUGCCAUAAGACCAUCAGGUUGCCGUUGGUUUUUAUACGAUGUUUGACGAUAUGCUAGGUAUUAGCAUAUUGCCUGUCUAUUCAGGGAGCUCUGCCUCUUUCCACUGAGCAAAUGGAAGAUGAAAGGUCAUCACUUUUUUUUUAUUAUUUAACCGUACUUUGAUGUUAUUUAUAUCAUUCUUGAUUUAGUGAUUUUUGAAAAGAAGAAACUGAACAAUGUUAAAGUCUCAAAGGGCGAAACAUUUGAGGAAACAUAGAACGCACACGUCGGUUGAUUGCGGAAAAGAGUAAGUUAGAAAUUUAUAAAUCAGUUUGUGCAUUAUUCAUAUAUCAAGUGUGUAAUUUCUGUUUUGAAGAAAUUAUUUUCUAUCAUCUGUAAAAGUUAAAGCGUUAGAUGCAGGUUAAAUAAUACCUUUCAGAAUUUACACUUCUGGGGGAUGAAAAGUUUCCAUAAAUAUGACGGUUACUGAUCUGUAAGUACUGGAUUGGUCAAGACCUAUUCGUUCAUAUAGUAAUUAAGAUGUUAAGCUAAUUUUCAUGAUGACGGUAAACUCCGUUUACAGGGGAAACAUCUAAUAAAAACACAAUCUUCUGGCAGAAAAUUGGCUUUACAGUAGUACAACUGUGAGCACAGUCCCUGUUUGGCCAAGAAAAUAUAGCGCCAAGGACACUAAAGUGCUAAAGUGGUUGUGACCCAACAUGAUAGUGAAGCCCCGUCCAGUCUUUAGAGCUCAGAUACCGCUAUUAGGGGAGCUAGAACCGCUCCCUUUACAACCCCCACGACCACAAGUAAACCAGGCCAACUUUUGUAGUGUGUGUGUAUAACACACUACAGUCAUGAACGUUUCCAAAGACUAAAAAACUAGCCUCAAGCCGGAUAUUGAGGAUGGCAUCCAAACUGGCUGCCAAAAAAUAUGAAAUUCUGCAAUUAUUAAAUCUAAUUUAUUGCUAUGAUGCAUUUUAAUGGGAAACCAUUUUUGGUGACACCAUUUUGAAUUCAAAGGUCAUGAAUUAAGUUAAGAUGCAAAUGUAUUGUACCUAAGAUUUUCUUCUCAUGUAUAUAGUUUUGAAAGUUUGGUCUUAAUGGUGGCUGUUUUGGGGAACCAUCUUGAACAUCUGGCUUGAGGACAGUUUUUAUUAUUUUUGAGAGAGUUUUUUUGUUGUUGUUGUUCUUGGAUGAGGUUAAGGGUACAAAGGGGGCAGUCCUAGCUCACACUCCAUUGCGUGAUGUCAUUGGUCAUCUAGUUUUCAACAUGUGACUGAAGACGGCCAUGUUUUCUCUUUGGGUUUCUAUGAAACAUUUCCUCUGGACAUCAACACUCAUAUCCCAGAUGUACGAAUUCACAUAAACUGUUUAACGUGCAGGUGAAUUUCCAUUCACAUCUCCUUAGUGUGAGAAUAUGUAAAUAAUGUUGUUGAAAAGGAGAAAUUCUGAGAAUGUUACCAAAAGUACCUGUGCAUUUCAUUUAUUUUGCUUUUUUUCUGUACAUUUUAUUUCUCCUAAGGUCAAAUCGUCAAAAAAUAAACCAUUGACAGGGCAUCGAUUGGGUCUACGAGCUCCUCAAGGUCAAGCUUUGGUUUCUGUGUCUGGCUUGUGACAUGAGUUUAUUUUGGAGCUUAUCUUAAGUGCCUAAGAGGGUAAACAAGGCACACACAAAAAAAACAUGACUUCGGAAAAAGUGACAUUCAGCUCAAUAAGCUUCAUGAAGUACAGCCUGCCAAAUUAUUUCUUCUUAAAAUGUUUGUAUUAUAAUGUCAAAUAAAGAAAUUUACUUU
Thalassophryne amazonica is the source of this 3493-nucleotide messenger RNA. RefSeq lists its product as uncharacterized. NCBI's taxonomy places the organism in Eukaryota, Metazoa, Chordata, Actinopteri, Batrachoidiformes, Batrachoididae. The record is from RefSeq and is a predicted model, not a curated record. Bases 373 to 1149 code for a protein of 258 amino acids. The transcript has 4 exons.